AGUGAGUGAGAGGACAGAGGAAGAAAGAGAGUUGCACCUUGAGGAAGUUAACAAAACAAUAGAAGGAGAACAAAAGGCGCAUCAUAUUGAAGUAUGAGACUGGUGCAAUGUUUCGUGGUUGUCUUGGUGUUAUCUGCACAGCUGGUGCUUACCUCUCCAGUGAAUUACGCUAUUGGCGGCAGAACCUGUAAAAUGUGCCCUGCAGGUAAGAUGAUGUGUGAGUAUCAGAAGUCUUGUACAGAGUGUGAGUCCUGUCCUGCUGGAAGCUACACAAUUGAGUUGAACCGUGAAGACAGCUGCCAUGACUGCUACAGAGACUGCAGACCAGAUUUUCAUCUGAAGAUGGUUCAGAACUGCACCAGCACGUCCAAUGUAUUGUGCGACUGUGAGGAUGGGUUCACAUGCAUUCAGUGGGUCACAGGUUCAACAAACUGCAGAAACUGUGUCAAGAUCCAAGAAACGACCACAACUGAAGCAGCUGCUGGUUUUUCAGUCAAAAAUAAACACACAACUUCCUCAGCUUCCUCAGGACAUAGCAGCACUUCCACCAAACCUUGCAUAUUUCCUAAGUGUGGCACUCAGUCAGUCCCACCGGCAGGAAAUGGCACACAUCUCAAAGAAGACAAGACGAGCAGUCAGCUGGCAGCCAUCUUGUGUCCAGUGGUUGUUGUGGGAUGUGUGGCCCUUGUGAUCCUGCUUUUAGUUUGCCGCCCCGGAGAUGAAACAUGUUUCAAGCAAGCUAUUGCACCGUUUUGCAAUGAAGGAGGUAGAGACGCUUCUCACAAGCCAAAGGAGUCAACUCAUCAGAUCCCCAGAGACUCAUUCAGUGCAAAGCAGCAGCCGUCGGGCCUCUCAGCAGCCAAUCUGGGUCCAGUUCAUGUCCACAAUCCCGGGACGGUCAUCUUUAGCUUGCUCAGUCAGUUUACAGGCCAAGUUGGUCCGACAACUGAAUGUGGGAAGGCGGCCAAGAGAGUGAUCAGCGAAGAAGAAGAGAGAGACUGUCCUGCGUUUCAUCCCACAUCCUCUCCCAGUAUUCAUCUCUCUGAGGAGGAGAGGAGCGGAGAGAUUGACAGCAUUUUCUUUCCCUCCCAGGAGCAGGGGAAGGACUGCCACGUGUCCAAAGAGGAGGUGCUAUGAUGGGUCAUAAAAUCCCAGAAGAUUUGUGUUGGUGGUUACGACCUCUGGCAUCCAGAAUGAUGCUAAACAGGAAGGAACUGUAAAACUAUGAAACCACAAAUGCGUGUUGGGCAGAUUCAUCUCCCUCUGGCAAACUGUGAAGGGACCUCAGUGCUCUCCAAAGACAUUUUUAUCUGCAGGUUCUUGAAAAGGUUGUGGUUAGUGCACACCAGACUUUAACUCCGGGAAGACUAGCUGGAGGGUGAUCUCCUUUGUAAGUUAUAAUUUAAAAUAUCAUGUAAAUACACUGUAAUAUGCUCUGCCAGCUCU
Messenger RNA from Perca flavescens (yellow perch), 1446 nucleotides. RefSeq names its product tumor necrosis factor receptor superfamily member 5. The record is from RefSeq and is a predicted model, not a curated record. The transcript has 11 exons. Gene Ontology annotation, molecular function: protein binding. Gene Ontology annotation, biological process: immune response-regulating cell surface receptor signaling pathway. Bases 94 to 1137 code for a protein of 347 amino acids. Gene Ontology annotation, cellular component: external side of plasma membrane; CD40 receptor complex. Lineage: Eukaryota; Metazoa; Chordata; Actinopteri; Perciformes; Percidae.